This is a messenger RNA of Lasiodiplodia theobromae, 2280 nucleotides long. RefSeq names its product Het domain-containing protein. Lineage: Eukaryota; Fungi; Ascomycota; Dothideomycetes; Botryosphaeriales; Botryosphaeriaceae. The transcript has a single exon. The record is from RefSeq and is a predicted model, not a curated record. Bases 1 to 2280 code for a protein of 759 amino acids.
AUGGACCACUUACCCAAAAUAGAAGGGCCUACGCGUAGCCCAUUACUUCGGGUGCCGCACUUGGCGCUGCAGGAGUACGACAGAGGCGAUUUCUACCGCUAUCCUUCCCGGAGGUACUUCGAUCCCGACAUAACGGAGACAGAUACAGCUGGUUGGACAGACGAAAAGGGGUACGAUUUACACCAACGCACCGGGAUCUUCCAGGAGUGGCUUUUCUUUGGUGUCAUAAACGAAGCUUUCGCGGCUGUCGGCGUGCCGGUGCUCCAGGCAGACUUUGUUGACGGCCCCCACGUCACGACGAAAAAUCUGGUAGACUACUUCAGGAACUUUGCAGAAGGGCUCCUGAAACUUCCAAAAGAAGCGCAGAAGUCGGCGGUCCAGCGUAUCGAGCGGUGUCUCACGAUCGCAAUCCGAUAUGCAUGCUUUCGGCCGCCCGGCGCCAUGGCCGUUUCACUAGCUGCCUGUCCUGACCGUUGGCCCAUCGCCUUGUCCAUCACGAGUCUUGUGGAAAGCAUGAUGAUUCUGCCGUUCGUGCCCUGGAGCGAGGGAUUUCUGAAGGCCAUCAGUGACCAGCGGUUGUCGCAUGCUUCUGGGCUCGUGACGCGGCGGCCGCCUGGAAGAAUGGAGGAGAUUCUGGUAAACGAAAUGAUCAACGUGGGCUGGUGUCGGAACCAGAUCGCCGCUUUCCCAUCCAUGGAUGCCAGUACGGCGUACUACUUUACCAGACUGCCGCCUGUCAGGAAGCGAGAUCAUUCCCGUUGCACUGCCCGCCUCUGCCUGUGCGACCAGCUCCAGGGUGACUACAAGCCCCAGCAUACCCCACAGUGUACCGGAGAUUCCUGCACGUUUCUCGGAGUCACGCUAGACGAACUCGACCAUAUCAUCCAGAACAACCGUCUUCCGAUAAUCAAGUUGGAGGAACAGCCCGGAGGAGAGGUCAGUCUCAAGUUGGUUCCCCGAGAGCCGUCGGAACGCUACUUGGCACUAUCGCACGUAUGGAGCCACGGCCUGGGAAACCCGAAAUCGAACGCUCUCCCGAAGUGCCAGGUCUUCCGCUUACUGAGCUUGCUCAGGCAAUUCGACACGGAGUGGCAGAUGGCCGGACUCUGGAUGGACACCAUCUGCGUCCCCGUGUCCGGCCCCUCGCGGACGCUCUCCAUCCGGCGCAUGGGCACCACCUACCGCGACGCCAGCGCCGUCCUCGUGCUGGACGAAGACCUGCAACGCGUCGGCAGCAGCGGUGGCGGCGUACCCGUCGUCGUCGACCCGGUAGAGCGGGCGGUCCGCCUCGGCAGCUCGACGUGGCAGCGGCGGCUGUGGACGCUGCAGGAAGCCAGCCUCAACGAACCCGAGCUCGUCAUCUUCCAGUUCGGCGACGGGCCGCUCGCGCUCGACCGGCUCGUCCAGGACUGCCUCACGUGCGAGCCGGCCUGCCUCGUCAGCACGCUGCCCACCAAGGCGCACGACCCGCUCCUCCACCUCGGCAUCCCGGCCCACUUCCGCGCUUAUGCUCGCGACGGUCCGGCUGGGUUUGCCGAUUUCGAGGGCGAGUCGCCCCUCUCAGCCAUCUUUCUGAUCCUCCUCGAGACGCUGGCGCGCCGCACGACCAGCCGCGCGGCUGACGAGCCCGUCUGCGUGGCGACGAUCGUGGAUGCGGAUCCGGGGUUUUUGCUUGAUGAAUCGGAUGCCGAGCGGCGGAUGGAGGUGUUUCUCAAGCACCUUCCGCGCGUGCCGCAGGACUUGCUGUUCCUCGGCGGGCCCAAGUUCGCGGACACGCCUGGCAUGGGCUGGGCGCCCACGUCCUUCUUGGGGAAGGCGGGCUUCGCGUUCGUGAGGUACAAGUGGUCGACGCUGACGCCGGAGGGUCUCCCGGUCGAGGCUGAUGGCGUUGUUCUUGUGGUGAAGGGAGGGAGCACUACAGCAGCAGAUGUGGGAGUGUCUUUGCGGGACACGGCGGUGGCUCUGAAGGUGGAGGGCCACCGCCCCUGGAGGAGCUAUCGUCUGCGGAACUGCACCGUCGUUGACGAGCAGGAUGAAGAGCCUAUUGAUUUGCUGGCCGUCCAAUGCCCGGCUUUGAUUUUCCGGGAAGAUGUGGCGGCUGAGAAGGCUGAUUUUAUGGCUUGCUUGGUUGAUAUUGUUGAUGGCGGGGUCAAUGCUGAAGAUCCGAUCGUUGCCCGUUUCUGCGCGCUUGUCUCGCUGAACAGAGAUGAAGAAAUUGGUACAGAAAAUCUUCACCACGGGAUCUGCUUUGGGAGGGAACGCGCCUGGAUUGUCGGAUAG